Messenger RNA from Effrenium voratum, 1182 nucleotides. Lineage: Eukaryota; Dinophyceae; Suessiales; Symbiodiniaceae. The record is from the annotation of a GenBank genome assembly.
AUGAGAUCCUUGCAUCAUCACUGCUUGGCGCUGGGACGGUUUUGGCCCAACUCCUUGCGGAUUUGUCAGAGCAGGUUCCAGUCGGUGUGCACAAAGAGUUGGGAGGUGAGCUCCCUGGGUCGAGUGAAGAACCUGAAGGGUGCUGUGCACCACGGGACCCUGAGCUGCAACGGUUACAGACGAGCCUUUAUUGAGGGGAAGAAUUACCUAGUGCACCGCUUGGUGGCAAGAGCAUUUCGUGGGCCUCCUCCUUCCGCUGCCCACACGCAGGUGAAUCACUUGGAUGGCGACAGGGAAAACAACAGGAUUGAGAACCUUGAGUAUGUCACGCCGCUUGAAAAUUCGAUUCACAGGCAGAACAAGCCGGGACGCACAAAGGCAGUCAGGUGCCGGCCUCGUGAUGGAGGGCCGUGGGAAACAUUUUCUUCUCAACGCGAAGCAGCUCACGCUCUAGGGCUGGAUGCCUCUGCUGUUAGCCAUUGCUGCUCAGGUCGCCAACGGCAUGCUGGCGGGUUUCAAUUUAAGCAUGCUGUCGAACCAGAGCCGGCAAGGUUAGCAGGAGAGGUUUGGCGAGCAGCUCACUACCCCGGCAUUAACGGUGCUCUUGAGGGCUGGAUGGUGAGCAGCCAAGGCCGCAUCAGGACUCAUGUGGGACACAUUACUCGCGGGAGCCGCCUUGCAUCAGGCUAUUUGAUGGCUCAUUGCCGCUUAAGAGCUGCUAACCUCAACCGAAAGUUCCUGGUGCAUCGCUUGGUUGCUGCAAGUUUCUUUGGGCAGCCCAGCUCAGCUGACCUUCAAGUCAAUCACUUGGAUGGCAACCGGGCAAACAACAUCGUUAACAAUUUGGAGUACGCGACGCCUGCGCAAAACGUUCAGCAUGCAUACUCACGAAGGGCUGGCGGCAAAAUUGAGCGACCCAACGCAUUCAAGCGCCUGUUUGCCCGUCAGAUUUGCGGCACUCACUGCUGGAUGCACUUUGAGUCUGUAAAAGAGGCUGCUGCACAUACUGGCGUAUUCACCAGUCAUAUUUCUAUCGUUCUCCGUGGGGGACACGGCUAUGCAAAGAAUUGGGAGUUCAAGUUUGCAGUCAGUGAGGAGCUUCGCGGUGAGGAAUGGCGUCAAGUGAUACUUGAUUGGUCGUGUGCUUCUGGGUAUGGCGCCAAACUGGCGCCGGCUGAAUGA